GGGGGCGGGGCGAGGAUCGACGCAAGCGCCGUGAGUUCACCAGGGCUGUUGCUGUGGAAACGGCUCCGAGGGUCCCUCAGCUGCACAGUGAUCCCUGCACGAUGGCCUGGGAUCCUGCUUACCCAGCUCCGGGUCUCCACCUCCACUUCUAGGUAUUUGCGAAUUCGAGCCUCCAGCCUGGGAGUUCAUUCCAGUCAGGUCUGUGGGACUGUAGCUGCCACCUCUUCCUGCAGCGCCAGGCUCCUCCCAGCCUCAAAGUCGAGGAAGUCAUUAUGUGACUAACACCUUUUCAUCAGAUUUCUUCUGAUUUACCCUGAAGUGUGUGUGAGAAUGACGUGCACUGCCAAGAAAUGUGGAAUUAGGUUCCGGCCUCCAGCUAUUAUCCUAAUCUAUGAGAAUGAAAUGAAGGGGAAAAAUCGCCAGCGCAUCAUGCCUGUACGAAACUUUUCAAAGUUUUCAGAUUGCAACCGAGCUGCUGAACAAUUAAAGAAUAAUCCACGACACAAGAGUUACCUGGAACAAGUGUCCCUGAGGCAGCUAGAGAGGUUAUUCAGUUUUUUACGAGGUUACUUGUCGGGACAGAGUUUGGCAGAAACAAUGGAACAGAUUCGACGGGAAACAACCAUUGAUCCUGAGGAAGACCUGAACAAACUAGAUGACAAGGAACUUGCCAAAAGGAAGAGCAUCAUGGAUGAACUUUUUGAGAAAAAUCAGAAGAAAAAGGAUGAUCCAAAUUUUGUUUAUGACAUCGAAGUUGAGUUCCCACAGGAUGAACAACUGCAGUCCUGUGGCUGGGACACAGAGUCAGCUGACGAGUUCUGAUACCCAGAACAUUUACUGGGCGAGCAGAAAAUCCAUGUUUAUAUAGAGGAUGUAUAUUGGUUCUAGAAAAGUCCGUCAAGAACACUAAAUGUACAUGUGGGUCCUGUUUGGAUUGACCAUAUUACUUUUAAAAACCAGGACAUGUAGAACAUCUACUGUAUAAGUAGGUACAUGAGGAAUAUAGGGAAAACAGAAUGUAGGAGUCUGCCUUUAAGGAGCUUACAAUCUAAUUGGAAGAUAAGUCAAAAACUUGUGAAAAGCUAAUUAGCAGUAUUAGUCAGCAAAAAGAUUAAAGCCAAAUGUUUGAUAAUGGCUAAAGAGGGGCAGAGCUUAGAUUAGUGUAGAGUAAAAUAGUCAGGGAAGACUUUGUCCUUUAGUGGUGAGAUGAGACUUUGCAUGGUGGUAUUUGGAUAGAAGCUUAUAUAGGAUUCCAGAUGAGAGAAACUGGAAGGGGAAAAAAUGGGGGAAAAGGUAAGUAAAGAGAUAGGAAUUAGAAAAUUUUAAUUGAGAAACAGUACCAAAUUAGUUUGAUAAGAUUGGAAGGCAUAUAUGGUUAUCAGGGGACUAUCCUGUAUGCAUUGUGUCUUUAUAUGGGUUUAACUCUGGAGUAGAGGAGGACUCCUACAGCAUGCCCUAAAGCUGCAAGUGCAUGUCAUUUGAUGGACAGGAGUGGAAUUCUGCCCCUCCGGUAUCAGGAAAUACAUACCAAAGACAUUUUGAAACCCUAAACCUCUUCUCAUAACUAAGAGAUUUGUUUGUAAAAUGAGAGAUCUACCCAUAAUAAAUGAACAAUAGGUACUGCCAGUUUAGGCCUAUUGAGCUUGGAUUUACAAAGAGAUCUUUGUUGAACAAAGCUAUGUGUGUACAGCUAUACCUUCUUAUUAGAUUAUCAUUGAAUUGGUAGAAAUCCUAUGUAUUCUGCAAGGAAAUUAAUACUCAUUAAAUAGAAUUGUAGAAAUUAUUCUUUCUACCUGUCCAUUCCUACUCUCUUUACCAUUAAAAGCCCCAUUAAAGGGAUCAUUCUUAGUGUGAUAAAGGCAGGGACUUAUGAUGGUCAUGUCUCAUGUAUAUUUGCCAAAGGUAGCAAAAGAAUUUUCAGCAUUGGAGAUCCUUUCAUAUCUACAUAGAUUCCAUUUUAUAGAUGUAGAUGAUAUAUUUUAAAAGUUGACCUUAGGUUGUUUUCCCCUUUACAAACAAUGCCACAGCAAAUAGCCUUGUACAUUUUCUAUUUUGCAUGUGUGCACAAUUAUAAAUAAUGCCUAGAGAGGAAUUGCUGGGUAUGCACAUUCUUAAUUUUAAUAGACAUUGCUAAGUUUUUCUCCAAAGAGUUUCUUUAAUUCAUUCUUUCAUUCAUUCAUUCAUUCAUUCAGUAUUAUGUACUUAAUGAGCACCUACUGCAUGCUGAACCUGUACUAUUCUAGAGUCUGGGGAUGCAGCAGUAUAUACAACAAACCUUGCCUUUACGAAGUUUACAGUCUAGUUGGAGAAGAGAGAAAUACGUACAGUAGGUUCCUAUGAUAAGUGCUUAGAUUUAAAAACUGGGUAAAAUUGGGUAAAAAGGGAACAAUGGAGGGAAUGAGAGGCACUGAUUUUGAUAGGGUAAUAAGAGAAGGCCUCACUGAAAAGGUGACAUUUGAACAAAGGCCUGAAGGAGGUAAGGAAAAAUUGAUGUGCAUUUCAGGGGUGGUGGAGAAAGGUAUGUGCAUAGGUGCUGGGGCUGGAAUGUGUUUGGCAUAUUUGAGGGAGAGCAAGGAGGCCAAUGUGGCUAAUACAGAUAGAGCAAGACAAAUAUGGUAGAAGAUGAGGUUUGAGUGUAUUUUACCAAAGCAUAGUACUUACCAUAAAGGUUGUACCAACUUAAAACUAUCACCAGUACACAAGAGUAAUCUGUUUUCCCCACAUACUCAUCAACAGAGAGUUAUCAAACUUGUUGAUCUUUGCCAAUGUCAUAACUUAAAAAUGGUAGCUCAUAGUUUUGAUUUGCAUUUCUCUUAUGAGUGAGACUGAGUUUAAGAGGCAUUUUAAUGAAAUAAAUGUUAUGUCCUUUGCUCAUUUUUCUCUUGGGUCACUGCUCUUUUUCUUACUAAUUUGUAAAAAAGUCUUUAUUCAGGAAAAUAGUCCUUAGUCUAUGAUACGAGUUGCAGAUAUUUCCACUUUGUCAUUUGUUUUUUUUUUACUUUGUUCAUGAUAUUUUUUCCAGGCAGAUUUUUUUCCAAGUCAAAUUGACCAAUAUUUUUCUCUGUGCUUCUGCAUUUUGUGUCAUAUAUAGAGAGGCAUUUUUUACUCCAAGAUAUUUUUAAUCCCAUGAUUUUUUUUUUUCUAUACAGGAAUUUAUUUUGGUAUAAAAUGUGAAAUUUGAUUCCAAUUUUACUUUUUUCCAAAUGCCCAUCCAACACCACUAUCAAUUGAAUUACCCAUCUUUUCUUGAUUUUAAAUGCAUCCUUUAUCAUAUACUAAGUUCCCAUUUGUAUCAAAAUAGUUAUCUUUUGAUUAUAUUAAUGUAAUCUGCAGCACACUUCCCAGUCCAUGUUUUUUUUAAUGUUUAUUGAGCACGUCUCCUGUGUUCACUAAACUAAAGCUAUAGAAAGAUACAAAAUGGGCCAUAAAUUU
Molecule: messenger RNA, 3432 nt
Organism: Rhinolophus ferrumequinum (greater horseshoe bat)
Lineage: Eukaryota; Metazoa; Chordata; Mammalia; Chiroptera; Rhinolophidae
Gene: CEP19
Product: centrosomal protein 19
Exons: 3
Coding region: 331-822 (163 amino acids)
Biological process (GO): trans-Golgi to periciliary membrane compartment transport; microtubule anchoring at centrosome
Cellular component (GO): centrosome; centriole; spindle pole
Source: RefSeq, a predicted model, not a curated record